Messenger RNA from Mytilus trossulus (common blue mussel), 372 nucleotides. Its product is annotated as keratin-associated protein 4-7-like. Lineage: Eukaryota; Metazoa; Mollusca; Bivalvia; Mytilida; Mytilidae. The coding region runs from base 1 to 372 and encodes 123 amino acids. The transcript has a single exon. The record is from RefSeq and is a predicted model, not a curated record.
AUGAGAGGAGAGUGUGUGAGAGAAGAUCGUGUGAGAGAAGAUUGUGUGAGGAGUGCGUGUAUGAGAGGAGAGUGUGUGAGAGGAGAGUGUGUGAGAGAAGAUCCGUGUGAGAGAAGAUUGUGUGAGGAGUGCGUGUGUGAGAGGAGAGUGUGUGAGAGAAGAUUGUGUGAGGAGUGCGUGUAUGAGAGGAGAGUGUGUGAGAGAAGAUCGUGUGAGAGAAGAUUGUGUGAGGAGUGUGUGUGUGUGCGAGAAGAGCGUGUGAGGAGUGUGUGUGUGAGAGAAGAUUGUGUGAGACGUGUGUGUGUGUGUGUGUGUGUGUGCGAGAGGAGAGUGUGUGCGAGAAGAGCGUGGAUAAGUGUGAGAGGAGUAUGA